GCUGUGACUCGACAUUCCUUGGAUGAUGGCCGCUGUCGCAUUCUCCAGCAAGCUGACGGUCAUUGCAUCCGCAGCCCUGUGCGGGGCUGCCCCUUUCUCUGACUUUUGGAUUUGAAAGCUGGGCGCACUUCAGGAUCACUUGGGGCUGAGGAGUCCCCGCAAUGAGCCACAACGACUCGGGCUCUCUGGGCCGGCUCGAGCGCGGGGACCGGCGGCGCAACAGCAUCGGGGGCCUCAGCGGCGCGUCCUUCCCCGCCAGCGAGACGGACGACUCCGCGGGGAUCGCUUCCAGCGCCCCCCCGCGCCCGAGCCACCGCCGCGAGGCCUCGGAAGGGGGGGCGCUGCGCUCGCGCCUGUCUCUGGAUUCCACGUGGAGCGAGCUCCAACCCCUGGAAGAGAACGGCGCCUCGAUAAGCGGGGCGGGCAGCAAUGCGGACACGCCCACGAGCAACUUUGCUGCCAGUUUUGGGAAAUCCUCCCCCCUGGAGGGAAUGCUGUUCCGGUCACCCUCGGAGCGGCGAAGGGACUCGUUCGACCUGGCGUCGCCAGACUUUGCGGCCCGCUUGAUGAGGCGGGAGUCAAUAGAUGCGGGGACGGCCCCCCCUGAUCUGGGCGGGGGGGGGCCGAGGCAGGCGGUGAAACGGUCGAGGAGCAGCGUGUCGAUCCAGGUGCCUCCAGAGUUGCUGGCACAGUUUACGCCCCCGCCAAGCAGCUACCCCUCCCCCGCAAUGAUGGGGCCCUCCCCUCCAGGCACGUCGCCCUCCCCAGAAUCGAAGGAGCGAACGCGUAAGCUAUGGCUCAUGGUAAUAUGCGCCGGAGGCAUAUACACGUGCUACAUAACUUAUGGCCUCCAGCAAGAAAAGCUGUAUACGACUGAUUAUUCAGAAGGACUGGGAGAGUACUUUGAGUACACCCUCGUACUCGUCUUCAUUCAGUGCAUAUUUAACGUCCUAUUCUCCUUGAUCAUCAUGUUAGCCCAAGGCUUCGACCCCCGUGCCUCACAGCACCGGACCAAAGUCAAAGUCUUCACCGACUUCGCCCCCACGUCCUUCGCUUAUAUCUCCGCCACAAUAUGCUCCAACGCCGCCCUACAGUACCUCAGCUAUCCUACACAGGUUUUGGGGAAGUCCGUCAAGAUGAUACCCGUUAUGCUCUUCGGUGUGUUUUACAACCGGAUUCGAUACAGAUGGACCGAGUACUUUUGCGUGCUUCUGGUCAGCGGGGGUAUUGGGCUCUUCUUCCUGUCCAAUAAGGUCAAGGAAGGAGACGAGGAGGCCAGCCAUAGUGUCAAGGGGCAGCUCCUGGGGCAGCUGCUGCUGAUCGCGUCGCUAGUGCUGGACGGUGUCACGGGGGCUACGCAGGAUCGCAUGGUGGCCAAACAUUUGCCGUCUUCGCUCGAGCUGAUGUUCUUCCAGAAUUUGUGGGGGGCCAUCCUCACGUUCUUUGCCUUGCUGUCGUCCGGGGAGUUCUUCCGGGGCGUGGCGUAUUUAUUGCGGUACCGCGUCGUGUUGCUGGACGUGACCGUUUUUUCCCUCACGAGCGCCGCCGGCCAGUUCUUCAUCUUUCUGUGCAUACGACACUUCGACGCCCUCUUCUGUGCGACCGUGACAACGACCCGCAAGUUUUUUACAAUCUUAGCGUCUGUUGUGUGGUACGGGCACCACCUGACGUCGUCCCACUGGCUGGGCGUGCUGAUGGUCUUUGGCGGGCUGCUGGGCAAGAUCUACGGCCAGAGCAGCAGCGGCGCGAGCAAGCUGCAGCCGGCCGCGGUCAACAUCCGCAAGUCGCGCAAGUCGGACCCCCUCUCGCGCACGCAGUCCGCGACGCCCGGGGCGCUCACCACGCCGGAGUUCCUGCGGAAAUUCAAGUCGCUGGCGGACCCCAAGAGUUGAAGAAAAAGGGUCUGGGAUUUGGGGUCUGGGGUCUGGGGUCUGGGGUCUGGGGUCUGGGGUCUGGGGUCUGGGGUCCGGGGUCCGGGGUCCGGGGUCUGGGGUCUGGGGACGGGGUUUGCGGUUUGGGGUUUUGUGGACGGACGCAGAGGGCAGGGAUUGGAGGUGGAUGCAAGGGGGGUGGGGAAGUGAGGAAGUUCCGAAAGCCAGGGAGGAGAGAAGAGAGUUUUGGGGUUUGCGGGAAAGGAGGGGCGGCGCUAGAGGCGGGGGACGAUGCGGUUUGGAAAGCUUCAGUACUUUCUC
Molecule: messenger RNA, 2192 nt
Organism: Klebsormidium nitens
Lineage: Eukaryota; Viridiplantae; Streptophyta; Klebsormidiophyceae; Klebsormidiales; Klebsormidiaceae
Source: the annotation of a GenBank genome assembly